Messenger RNA from Trichomonas vaginalis G3, 729 nucleotides. RefSeq names its product bromodomain family. The record is from RefSeq and is a predicted model, not a curated record. The transcript has a single exon. Gene Ontology annotation, molecular function: protein binding. Bases 1 to 729 code for a protein of 242 amino acids. NCBI's taxonomy places the organism in Eukaryota, Parabasalia, Trichomonadida, Trichomonadidae.
AUGAAUGAACAAGAUGAAGCCAUUUGCAAGUUUAUUUUUUCGAAAUUGAUGCAGUCUAGCCUUGUACAAAUAUUUUGGGAGACGCCUGUUGAUGUUUCUUCUCCAGGGAAUACUCAUCCGAUUUUACUUAGCCAAAUUCACUACAAACUCGAACAUAAACUAUACAAAAGUUCGGUACUUUUCUUAAAAAACAUUAGAAUGUUUAUAGAUAACUCCAUUGAUGUUUCUCAACCCGGAACACUUCGUUAUGCGGCAGCUCUUCAGAUUAAAAUCGAUUUUGAAAAGAUAUUAGCAAGCUUAGAUUCACCUCUUUAUAAUACUACUUUGGCUCUUUUAUCAUCAUGUGAGGAAUAUGAAGAAAGUGGAACAAUUCCGGAACGAAAAACAAUCGAAACAGAAAUUGCAGGCAAAAAAUUAGGAACCCGAUAUUUCUUAGCUAGUUCCCAUCAAGAAACAGACUAUAAUAAGCUCUUAAAGGAUAUUAAAAUUUGCUAUACUUCAGGCUUAGCAACAAGAGUGGCUGCAUUUAUUAAAAGAUUACAACCCGAUAAAGUUGUUGUCGGUCAAAGCAUAUAUUUAAUGACGAAAAACCUUUCUAACGAAGAUGUUCAAAAAUUACAAGAAUACAUUACGAAAUUACUUCAAGAAGUUGCAGCUGGUAGGAUAGAUCCUUACAAUCGUCCUUUUGGUCAGAAAAUAUCCCCAGUUGAUGUCAAAAUUCAUGAUUAA